This is a messenger RNA of Mytilus trossulus (common blue mussel), 1738 nucleotides long. Its product is annotated as galactosylgalactosylxylosylprotein 3-beta-glucuronosyltransferase 1-like. Bases 171 to 968 code for a protein of 265 amino acids. The transcript has 5 exons. Lineage: Eukaryota; Metazoa; Mollusca; Bivalvia; Mytilida; Mytilidae. Gene Ontology annotation, biological process: chondroitin sulfate proteoglycan biosynthetic process; carbohydrate metabolic process. The record is from RefSeq and is a predicted model, not a curated record. Gene Ontology annotation, molecular function: galactosylgalactosylxylosylprotein 3-beta-glucuronosyltransferase activity. Gene Ontology annotation, cellular component: Golgi membrane.
GCCCAAAAGAAUUCUAGUCUUUAAUCAGUAGUCUUCUUUAAUAGUCAGGUGAAAUUUCUUGCAAGAGACUCAAAAUCUUUCAUGUAGUGGUUCAAAUUUGAGAAUUUAAAUCAUAUUCAACUUUAAAUCCGAAUAAACAAUUAAAGUGCAACUUAACAGGACUUUCAAAGAUGGCAAAUAAAUCGACUUUAUUCCUGUCUGCUACAUCAGUAUUACUUAUUGUUUACGUUUCUUUAUUUAGCGUACUUCAACAUUCAGGUAAACUAAGAGACUCAAGCUUAAAGACUCAAGAGACGAGAUAUUUUGAUUCAAUAGAAGAUGAUAGAGAAUCAGUUAAAACAGAAACUUCAUUUAAUGAAAGAAUGAAUGAAUUAGAAGCAGUGAAUUAUGAACAGUCAGUCCCGCGUAGUAGAGUUAAGAGAAAUUCUGCAGAAGAAAAAGAAGACGAACUUCAAGAAUUACCAAUAAUUCAUGUAAUAACUCCAACAUACAAACGAAUGAAUCAGAUACCGGAAAUGACAAGAGUCGCAAACACUUUGAAGAAUGUUAAGGCCUUACAUUGGAUGGUUGUGGAAGAAGGAAACAAGACUCUACCUGAAGUCAACCAACUUCUUAUGAAAUCAGGAAUUGAUUUUACCUAUUUGUCUGCAAGACCAUAUAAAAAUUUAAACACAAGUCUAAAAGGGAUCCACCAAAGGAAUAAAGCAAUAUUUUGGUUACGAAAGAAUGUUGAUUUGUCAAAAGAUGGCGUGGUAUAUUUUGCUGAUGAUGACAAUACGUAUGAUUUGGAACUCUUUGAUGAGAUGAGAUACACCAAGAAAGUAUCAGUAUGGCCAGUGGGAUUUGUAUCCAGAAGACAAUACCAAACACCAAUUCUUAAAAAUGGAAAGGUGGUAAAAUUUAAUGCAUGGAAUACUGAAAACAGAAAAUUUCCAAUAGAUAUGGCAGGAUUCGCAUUGAAUACUUAAAUGUUUUAUUUUAACCCACAAUUAUAUUUUUGGAAAACAUUUCGUGUUGGUUACCAGGAGACAAUGUUUUUGGAAAUAUGCUGCUUACUGCGUGAUUUAGAACCAAAGGGAAAUGGAUGUACGAAGGUACUUGUAUGGCACACGAAAGCCAGAGACCCAGUUAUUGAACACUCAAGUUACAACAUUACAAUACAGGCAUCGAGAAACCAUCAAUAUGAAAUGGAAAAGGAAAACGAAAGAGUGCCUUCCAUAAGAAAACCUGAGAAGAAAUCGCGUAGUUGAUAACAAAGGACAGUCAAGUCAUUUGAUGCAUGUUAAAAAUAAAGAUGGAGGGAGAGUGCGGGCGAGCAGGCGAGAGAGAGAAAAAUCACAUAAUUAUUCGCGCAAUGUUGUAAAUGAUUAUCAAUAUUCCGGUACAAUAAAAUUAAAAAAAAGUCUGAAAAAAAUACUCUUAUAUCAGAUUUAUUUCAAACAGACUGCUACUUUACUUUGAUUCUUUACAUAUAUAUCCUGUAUUGCAAAAUUACACCCAUAAGGGUCAAGCAAUCCAAUCAAAUAAUUUAACAUGAUUAUUUUGAAGAAAAAGAUGCCAGUGAUAUAGUUGCUUUUUAUAUUUACCCCUGUUCGCUAUGUUUACGAUUAUAUACUAAAUAUUCUUGUAAAUUGUGUUCUUUAAUUUGAGAAUGAAUAAUAAUGGAAUAUUCAUUUGUUGCAAUAUCAAAAUAUGCCGAUUAUAAGAUACACAGUUGUCUCUGCUUUCAAAAUAAAUC